Amaranthus tricolor (Joseph's coat) is the source of this 617-nucleotide messenger RNA. Its product is annotated as probable small nuclear ribonucleoprotein G. Gene Ontology annotation, cellular component: U2-type prespliceosome; catalytic step 2 spliceosome; U1 snRNP. The record is from RefSeq and is a predicted model, not a curated record. Gene Ontology annotation, molecular function: RNA binding. NCBI's taxonomy places the organism in Eukaryota, Viridiplantae, Streptophyta, Magnoliopsida, Caryophyllales, Amaranthaceae. The transcript is spliced from 4 exons. Gene Ontology annotation, biological process: spliceosomal snRNP assembly; mRNA splicing, via spliceosome. Bases 184 to 426 code for a protein of 80 amino acids.
GAGAAUUUGACUUGAUAAUCAUUUUGACCAAAUUCGGAUUGUCAGAUGCUUUUUUUUCUAUAUUAAAUUAAAAUCUUUAAAUUAUGAUGAAAUGACUCAGACAUUCACGCUUCCAGACUUCCUAAAACCCCAAGAAAUCCACCCCCAAUUGCUCUUCAGUCUCUACUGUUCUAGGGUUUAAAGAUGAGUAGAUCAGGCCAACCUCCAGAUCUCAAGAAAUACAUGGACAAGAAGCUCCAAAUCAAACUGAAUGCAAAUAGGAUGGUAGUGGGCACACUUCGCGGUUUUGAUCAGUUUAUGAAUCUCGUGGUUGACAACACAGUGGAAGUUAACGGCAAUGAGAAUAAUGAGAUAGGCAUGGUGGUUAUCAGAGGAAAUAGCGUCGUGACUGUUGAAGCGCUUGAGCCAGUAACUAAAAACUUGUAAUUUUUACCAGCAUUGGUUUAUGCUUUCUUAUUGUGGACAUCAACUGGUUAAUCUGAUCCCUUGGGGGUGUGGUUUUUUUUUUUUUUUUUUUUUUUUUUUUUUUGGGAAUAGCUGGGUUUUGGUGACAAAACUUGAACUCGUUUGUUUGUAUUCUGUUAUUAGUUCUUGGUAAUGUAAUUUGGGUUUUGUUU